CUUUGUGAAAUUUGUUUCGAUUUUCAUAUUUUUGGAAAUGAUGAAGUGACGUAUUUUGGAGACUUUAUAUAUUUUAAUGCGGAGAGUGGGGUCGCCCAUCCCGCCGCCCGCCCCAUGCUUCAACAGCCGCCCCUCCUGGACCCCUUCUCCGCCCACGCCCAAGCCAUGUCCGCCGAGUGCGAGAGCGCGCCCCCGCAGUCCCUCGCGGGCGCCGCCAAGCCCCUGGUGGGCGCGCCCGCCCUCUCCACGUCCGCCUCGCCGCCCGAGCGCCACGGCGCGGCGGGAAUCAGCUACGAGGGCCGCGUGUCCGUCAUCCCGCCGCUGGCCGGCUACGAGGCCACGAUGAGGGCCGCCAUGGAGCUCGACCGCGCCCACGCCCACGCCCGCGAGCAGCAGCAGAUGAGCAUGGACGCCGCCGCCGUCGCCGCCCGCAUGCAGAGCGAGCGCGGCCACUACGACCCCCUUCAGAUGCAGCAGGAGCUGCGGCGCCUCUACGAGCAGCGCGCGCGGCUGCAGGAGGCGUCGCACCUGUACGCUGCGCAGCGCGAGGAGCACGCGCAGCAGGCCUACGCACAGCCCGACGCCCUCACGCCCAAGGAGGAGCCCAUGCACGUCGCCCACGAGGAGGACGAGCAGCAGGACGUGGACAUGAGCGACGCCCGCGCGCCCUCGCCGCAGCCGAUCUCCGAGGCCGAGCAGCACCUGGAGGUGGUGGUGAAGGAGGAGCCGGCCGCCGAGGGGGCGCCGGCGGGCAGCGACGGCGAGGCGCGCGCCUUCGAGGCCGACUCCGUGCUGCGGUUCGCGCGGCCCGACCACCACGCCGAGCCGACGCGCUCGCCGAUCGACAAGGCGGGCGAGUCGCCCGACCUGCCCACCGACUCGGCGCGCACGCAGGCCCACGCGGCCGAGGAGCAGAACGACUCGUUCCGCGGCUACGAGUCGGCCUUCCGCCACGGCGAGGACGCGCUGUCCCCGUACGGCGAGAGCUACCAGGGCAGCGACGAGCGCAUGCCGUCCAGCGUGGAGCCCGACGGCCACGACGACUCCAUGGACUCGUCGUCCCUGCACGACGGCGGCGACAUGAACCCGCUGUCGCGCCUGCAGCACGCGCUCGAGCUGUCGGGCGUGAUGGGCAAGGAGGGCGAGGGCGGCGACAAGCAGGUGUUCCAGUGCCACCUGUGCUCGUACUCGGGCUCGUCGCGCUUCCACUUCGACGCGCACCUCAACACGCACUACGACCACAAGUGCGCCAAGUGCGAGUUCACGGCGCGCACGGAGCCCAAGCUGCGCGAGCACAUGCAGGACGAGCACGGCCUCAGCCCCGACUCCAACGAGGACCUGGAGGGCAUCCGCGUGCCGCGCGUCAACGCCCAGGGCAAGGUCAAGACCUUCAAGUGCAAGCAGUGCGAGUACGUGGCCAUCACCAAGGGCGACUUCUGGGAGCACGCGCGCACGCACAUCAAGAGCGAGAAGCUGCUCACGUGCCCCAAGUGCCCCUUCGUCACGGAGUACAAGCACCACCUCGAGUACCACCUCAGGAACCACUUCGGCUCGAAGCCAUUCAAGUGCAACAAGUGCAACUACUCGUGCGUCAACAAGUCCAUGCUCAACUCGCACAUGAAGUCGCACAGCAACAUCUACCAGUACCGCUGCGCCGACUGCACGUACGCCACCAAGUACUGCCACUCGCUGAAGCUGCACCUGCGCAAGUACGGCCACAACCCCGCCAUGGUGCUCAACCCCGACGGCUCGCCCAACCCCAUCCCCAUCAUCGACGUGUACGGCACGCGCCGCGGCCCCAAGCUCAAGAAGGACGAGAACGGCAUGCCCAUCCUGCCGCCGCACUACCAGAUCCAGGCGCAGCUGCUCAAGGCGCAGAUGCAGGCCGGCGCCACGCUCCCGCAGGCCCCGCAGACGCCCACGUCGCCGCGCGAGGGCUCCAAGCCGCCGCAGGGCCGCACGCCCACCGCCCUGCCGCAGACGCCGCACGCGCCGCCGCCGCACUCGCCCUUCUCCUACCCGUACCCCAGCAUGAUCCCCAACUUCCAGAGCUCGUCGCCCAUCCUGUCGCGCGCCCUGGAGAAGUCGCCCGAGGAGGCCCCGAAGGCGCUGGAGGGCCGCGAGCAGCUGCGCGAGCUGCUCCUGGAGCGCGAGCGCCUCACGCAGAAGACGCCGCUGUCGCCGGGCGGCGCCUUCAAGUGCCCGCAGUGCGAGUUCAGCACCGACCUGCGCGAGGUGUUCUCGCAGCACGUGCUGCUGCACGCCGCCGCCGACCGCCGCGACGACGGCGACGACGGCGCGCACUCGCCCAAGCCGCUGGAGCGCUCGCUGUCGCCCGAGCGCCGCCCAGCGUCGCCGCGCGCGCGCCGUCUUCCACCCGCACCAGGCGCUGCAGCCGCCCCCGGCGAGCCGGGCGCGCCGUACUCGCCCCUGGCCGCCGCCCACAACCUGAAGGAGUACCUGGCCCGCGCCAUGAACCCGUUCCUGUACCAGCAGAUGAUGAGCGGCCAGAUCCACCCGGCGCUGGGCCUGCAGCAGCACCUGCAGCGCUUCGCCCACCCCGCGCUGCACGGGCCGCGCCUCGCGCCCGCCGACGACGACCACGGCCCCGCCCACGAGCCGCCCCAAGGCUCCCCGCACGAGCCGCACGCCCACCCGCAGGCGCACUCGCCCAACGACGACGGCGUGCUGGACCUGAGCAAGGAGCAGACGCCGCCGCAGCAGGGCUCCGACCUGCGCAAGGUGCCGUCGUCCGAGCCGCGCUCCGAGUCGCAGGCGUCGCUGUCGCCGCACCACUCGUCGCCGCAGUCGUCGUCGCCGCCGCGCUCCGAGACGUCCACGCCGCCCUCCAAGAACCGGCGGAAGGGCCGCGCCUUCAAGCUGGAGCGCAUCGCCAUGCGGCUGAGCGAGAGCGCCGAGGGCGAGAGCAGCGGCCACGACGAGGACUCGCGCCGGGACGACGAGGAGCCGCCGCGCCGCCCGACGGAGGCCUCGCUGCCGCCGCUGGUGCCGCUGGAGCCGCUGCAGGGCGACGACGCCCACCACGGCCAGGAGAUGCAGGAGGAGCCGCAGCAGCCGCACACGGAGCAGUGGAGGGGCGCCCACCAGUGCCAGUUCUGCGACAUGGCCUUCAAGGACGUGGUCAUGUACACCAUGCACAUGGGCUACCACGGCUACCGCAACCCCUUCACGUGCAACAUGUGCGGCCACCAGGCGGCCGACAAGGUGGCCUUCUUCCUCCACAUCGCCCGCUCCUCGCACUCGUAAGGGCGCGCCCGCCGAUCUCCGAAGGGAGAACGAAUGAAGGCGAAAGGAAGAAAGCGCAAGAGAGGAACGGAUUCCUCCCUCGACCCAGGCGUCGUUCUU
Penaeus vannamei (Pacific white shrimp) is the source of this 3366-nucleotide messenger RNA. It is a transcript of the gene hb, whose product is annotated as zinc finger protein hunchback. The record is from RefSeq and is a predicted model, not a curated record. NCBI's taxonomy places the organism in Eukaryota, Metazoa, Arthropoda, Malacostraca, Decapoda, Penaeidae. Gene Ontology annotation, cellular component: nucleus. Gene Ontology annotation, biological process: positive regulation of transcription by RNA polymerase II.